This is a messenger RNA of Vigna angularis (adzuki bean), 871 nucleotides long. Its product is annotated as receptor-like cytoplasmic kinase 176. Gene Ontology annotation, molecular function: ATP binding; protein kinase activity. Bases 63 to 722 code for a protein of 219 amino acids. The transcript has 4 exons. The record is from RefSeq and is a predicted model, not a curated record. Gene Ontology annotation, biological process: protein phosphorylation. Lineage: Eukaryota; Viridiplantae; Streptophyta; Magnoliopsida; Fabales; Fabaceae.
GUUUGGAUAAUCAUUUAUUUAGGAGAGGUUCUUACUUUCAACCACUUUCUUGGAACAUCCGAAUGAAGGUUGCUCUUGAUGCCGCUAAGGGUCUUGCAUAUCUUCAUAGCGAUGAAGCAAAAGUGAUAUAUCGAGACUUCAAAGCUUCUAAUAUCUUACUUGAUUCGAAUUACAAUGCAAAACUUUCUGAUUUUGGCUUGGCAAAGGAUGGACCAGCAGGUGAUGAAAGCCAUGUCUCUACAAGGGUAAUGGGCACUUAUGGCUAUGCUGCUCCUGAAUAUAUUGCCACAGGUCACUUUACAAAGAAGAGUGAUGUCUACAGUUUUGGGGUUGUUCUGCUUGAAAUCAUGUCUGGCAAACGUGCCCUUGACAGCAACAGGCCAAGUGGGGAGCACAAUUUAAUUGAAUGGGCCAAACCAUACCUCAGCAACAAACGCAGGAUCUUCCAAGUCAUGGAUGCUCGCAUCGAAGGCCAAUACUCGACGCGCGAAGCCAUGAAAGUAGCCAACCUUGCCAUUCAAUGCCUCUCUGUGGAGCCAAGAUUUAGACCAAAAAUGGAUGAAGUGGUGACAGCAUUGGAGGAACUUCAGGAUUCUAGUGAAAAAACUGUUGCAGGGGUGGGAAGCCAUCGUCAUCAUCAAACUGGGAGGAGUGAUCAUAGCUCAAGAAGCAGUGGCUACAGACAACAUAGAGGUAAACAACAUGAAACAACAAAGAAGUGAAAGUGCAUGUUGGUUUCAAGUUAUCUGAUUUUGCUGGAGUUCGUAAUUGUACGUGUAUGUAUAUCAUGAUGAACUUCCACUUAAACUUGUCUUAAGAUUUCUGAUUGUUGUACAGUUGUUGAUUCAGUAAUAAUAUUCAAAUUUUCAUA